This is a messenger RNA of Saxophila tyrrhenica, 387 nucleotides long. RefSeq lists its product as uncharacterized. The record is from RefSeq and is a predicted model, not a curated record. The transcript has 2 exons. Bases 1 to 387 code for a protein of 128 amino acids. Lineage: Eukaryota; Fungi; Ascomycota; Dothideomycetes; Mycosphaerellales; Extremaceae.
AUGAAGGCUACGACGAAGGGGACGAAGAGGAAGGCGGAUGAUCGAGUGCACCUGAACAAGUCUUUUUUCGAAACUUGCUUCCAACACAACCCCUCCCCACCAGGUACGACCAAACCCAACACCGAAGACGAGACCGAAGACCAGGUCAUCAACCCAUCCAACAGCCAAAUCAAAGAAGAAACCAACGACUCAGCCGAAACCAGCGACAGCACCACAGCCCGCCAACUCGACGCCGCUGUCGAAGACGACAUCAAGCCCGAGACGACCACCGGCAGCGAAGUUGGAGGUUUGGAGGAGGCUGAUGUGCAGGAUAGUAUUGAGGGGGCGGAAGCUGAGGUCGCGGAGGGGGAGGGGGAGGGACACCUCUUCCAGACGGCGCGGGAGUAG